Protobothrops mucrosquamatus (brown spotted pit viper) is the source of this 310-nucleotide messenger RNA. Its product is annotated as ATP synthase subunit e, mitochondrial-like. Gene Ontology annotation, molecular function: proton transmembrane transporter activity. Lineage: Eukaryota; Metazoa; Chordata; Lepidosauria; Squamata; Viperidae. The transcript has 3 exons. Bases 69 to 281 code for a protein of 70 amino acids. The record is from RefSeq and is a predicted model, not a curated record. Gene Ontology annotation, biological process: proton motive force-driven ATP synthesis.
AGAACGCGCCUGCGUUCUAAACGGCUGGGUGCGUCACAUCCGUUUUUGCCUUCGGCCGGGAGGAGAAGAUGAUUCCCCCGGUGGAGGUUUCCCCGCUGAUCAAGUUCUGCAGAUACUCCGCACUGCUGUUGGGAAUCAUUUAUGGAGCAAGAAGAUAUGCUUAUUUGAAGCCUAUCGCUGCAGAGGAUAGGAGAAUAGAAGCAGAGGAACGAGCAAAACAGGAGGAAUUGAAAAGAAUUGCAAAAGCAUUGGAAGAAGGUAUUUUCUGUAAAUGUGUUUGAUUUUGACAACAGUCGCUAAAUGGUUGUAA